Molecule: messenger RNA, 584 nt
Organism: Staurois parvus
Lineage: Eukaryota; Metazoa; Chordata; Amphibia; Anura; Ranidae
Source: the annotation of a GenBank genome assembly
UCAUGCUGCUGCCAGGUCCAGAGUCUCUCAUGGGUCCCUGUACGGCCUCCCAUUGCUGCUGUCUCCAUCGCCACACUCUGCCAUGUGCCACUUUCAGGUCUCCUCACACACUGCUGGUGUGUUCCAUUUUUUUGUCAUAGGGUGCUGGCAGAUUACGGGCCUCCCAUUGCUGCUGCCAGGCCCCUAAUCUGCCAUGGGCCCCUGUACCGCCUCCUCAUGCUGCUGCCAGGCCCGUAAUCUGCCAUGGGCCCCCGUACCAACUCCUCAUGCUGCUGCCAGGCCCGUAAUCUGUCAUGGGCCCCUGUACCGCCUCCUCAUGCUGCUGCCAGGUCCAGAGUGUCUCAUGGGUCCCUGUACGGCCUCCCAUUGCUGCUGUCUCCAUCGCCACACUCUGCCAUGUGCCACUUUCAGGUCUCCUCACACUGCUGGUGGGUUCCAUUUUUGUCAUAGGGUGCUGUAUGGCCUCCCAUUGCUGCUGCCUCCACCGCCACACUGUGGCUCCACACUCUGGUUUUGGCCCCGUGACUGCCCAAAUGAGUGAAGUGUGCGGUGAUUCUAAGAUCGACGGCACUCAUCUGCAUGUC